CAUCAUUUGACAUGUAUAAAUAAGUACCAGCAUUACUCCUCCAACAUCAUCAAAUCAAUCACCAAAAAACACAACCUAAGUAGUUACUAAAAAUAGUAGUGAUGAAGUUUUGGGCAUUGACAAUUGUGUCCCUGUUGUUCUCCAUACAAGGAGGGUCAGCAGAGCAAUGUGGAUGGCAAGCCGGGGGUGCUCUGUGCCCAGGAGGGAUGUGCUGCAGCCAAUUUGGAUGGUGCGGUAGUGGCCCAAACUACUGUAACGAUGGCUGCCAAAGCCAAUGCGGCGGAGGCGGCGGUGGUGGAGGAGGCGGUGGCGGUGGCGGUAGUGGCAUUGGUGGAAUCAUUUCAAGAGAAACCUUUGAUAAUCUACUUAAGCAUCGUAACGAUGGUGCAUGUUUAGCCAGAGGGUUUUACACCUACGACGCUUUCAUUGCAGCCUCUAACUCCUUCCCUGGCUUCGGCACCACAGGUGAUGAUGCAACCCGUAAAAGAGAGAUUGCUGCUUUCUUAGGCCAAACAUCCCAUGAAACUACAGGUGGAUGGGCAGGAGCACCUGAUGGUCAAUAUUCCUGGGGUUACUGCUUCAAUAAGGAGAGAAGCCCUGCACCAUAUUGUUCUCCCAGCUCAACUUAUCCAUGUGCUUCAGGAAAGCAAUAUUAUGGUCGUGGACCCAUUCAACUUACUUGGAAUUUCAACUACGGACAGUGUGGAAGAGCUAUCGGGGUAGACUUGUUGAACAACCCGGACCUUGUUGAGAAAGACCCCGUGAUUUCAUUCAAGACAGCACUAUGGUUCUGGAUGACCCCACAGUCGCCGAAACCGUCGUCCCAUGACGUCAUCACCGGGAGAUGGAACCCGUCUGGGGCUGACAGGGCAGCGGGUCGAGUUCCGGGCUAUGGUGUGAUCACGAACAUCAUCAAUGGUGGGAUCGAAUGUGGUAUAGGGUGGAAUGCUAAGGUUGAUGAUCGAAUAGGAUUCUACAAGAGGUACUGCGAUAUAUUCAGGGUUGGGUAUGGGGACAACCUUGACUGUUACAACCAGAGGUCGUUCGCCAGUGGUGUCUUGCUCAACUCUAUGUAAACUAAGGAAAUGGCUCUUUGCAAUUUAACUUUUAAGUUUAGUUCUUGUGCUAAUUUAGUCAUCACCGCUUCUAUAAUAAUCGCACAUUGUAUCUAGUGCUUUAAUAGGAGAGAUGCACUUUAAUAAGAGAGUCACUUUGUUAAAAGUUUAUUGUGCUAAAUUAUGAUACAAAAAUCUCAUGACAUAACUAAAAGUGAUUUAAAUUUGUAUCACAAUAUAACAUAAUGUAAAAUUUGGAUCACUUAUACUUUUUUAUUUACUAUUAUAGCAUUGUUAUUGGGCACCAGUGGUACUUAGCGAUUCUAUAUAUGUCGUCUUGCGAUUGGCUAGCGAUACUCUCUUAAGUACUACGGGUACCUU
Molecule: messenger RNA, 1436 nt
Organism: Cannabis sativa
Lineage: Eukaryota; Viridiplantae; Streptophyta; Magnoliopsida; Rosales; Cannabaceae
Product: endochitinase 2
Exons: 3
Coding region: 102-1076 (324 amino acids)
Biological process (GO): defense response to fungus; carbohydrate metabolic process; cell wall macromolecule catabolic process
Molecular function (GO): chitin binding; chitinase activity
Source: RefSeq, a predicted model, not a curated record